This is a messenger RNA of Heterobasidion irregulare TC 32-1, 890 nucleotides long. RefSeq lists its product as uncharacterized. The record is from RefSeq and is a predicted model, not a curated record. Gene Ontology annotation, cellular component: nucleus; cytosol; membrane. Gene Ontology annotation, molecular function: adenyl-nucleotide exchange factor activity; protein-folding chaperone binding. The transcript is spliced from 5 exons. Gene Ontology annotation, biological process: protein stabilization. Lineage: Eukaryota; Fungi; Basidiomycota; Agaricomycetes; Russulales; Bondarzewiaceae. Bases 176 to 784 code for a protein of 202 amino acids.
UGAAACGUCAGUAAGGCCUGAAUGAACUCUUGGGUCUUUUCUAGACAAAGAAUCAUCAAAGCUGGCGAUCUUGACAACCUUUUACUCUUCCAUCCUCAUCUUCAUCAUCAUCCUCCGCCUUGUCUACACCCGCCUGCGCCGCCUGCUCUCAGGCUCGCACAGCACGGAACUAUACAUGUCGAUCCUAGUAAAAUGGGGCCGUGAACGGCUACACUUUCCCCUCCCCGCGCUCGACACGAAGCUCGGAGCCCUCCGUAACACACUCGCGGAAUAUACCCACCUCCCUUCGAGUUCAUUCAAACUGAUACACGCAGGUGCUGUGAUGAAAGAUGAUAACGCACCCUUGUCCGCGUACGGAAUACACGCCAACAGUACCAUCCUCCUUCUCGACUCGACGCCUCAGGCAGCCGCCGCAUCCUCGCCUAACGCAUCUACAGCCUCCUCGAAUACCAAAAAGGUGCCCGCGCAUCGCGAGCCAAAAACUGAGGCUAGUACGAUCUCUCAGAUCCGUGCAGAGCUUGAUGCCGUGCAGCAAACUCUCGAGCCUGGCGUCGACGGGUUUUUGAAUAACAUUGGGGCGCCUGAGAGGUCGGACCCGGCGGCACUGGAGGCAGAACACCGACGGUUGGGUGAGCUGCUCUUGCAGGCACUGCUCCGGCUCGACGCGAUUGGGUUCGAGGGCGGAUGGGAGGACGCGCGGCGGGAGCGGAAGGGCGCAGUCAAGAUUGUACAGGGGCUCCUAGAUCGCCUUGACGUAGGUUGGAGGGCGCGUGCACGGGCUUAAACCAGAGAUUGAGCUGCUGUUGCUGUGUGUGCCUUGAAAAUAUGUUGAGUGCCCGUAGAUGCGGUUAAUUACGAUGUCAUGUCUGAUAUUGUGCCUUAGAUUUGCU